AGGUUAAUUCGGCUCAGCGACAGCUUGCCAGAGAUUGAGCGAUUUGCGAGCGGACAGUAGGGUAAAUUGAACAUUUCUCCACUCUUUGCUGUCGCUGAGAGAUCAUGUCUCCCAGAGUAGCUCCGCCCGCUGUUGCCGUGAUUCGCUGACUCAUUGGAAAUGGCCUUGAGACAAUAUCCCUGAACAGUUCGAGAGGGAAGGGCAGUGGACUUUCAGGGGAAGCCCUAUAGGUCAUCGAUUAAAUUAUAGUUGAUUAAUCGCGCCUGGAACACAUACAAUGUUCCAUUUCACACACGGAUUGAAGUAUUCGCUACGCAUACUAUCAUUUGGAAGAAAGCGUACAAUACAUCAACUGAUCAACAUGGAGAAACCUUGCGUAUUAAUCACCAGCUUCGGAUCACCUGGAGGCAUCUACAAACGCUUUGAACCAUGUUUUGAGAAGCACUUCACCAUAGUCCCAUACGAGACAUUUACGUCAGACCAGAAGAACCUUGCUGAUUGGGUCGAAGUAGUGUUUGUGUGGAGCGGUGCCCUGAAGGUGGACCGAGUCCUGAUGCGGUCUCUGCCCAAUCUGAAAGUGGUGGUCAAUGGCGGGGUGGGAGUGGAUCACCUGGACAUACCUAUGAUCAACAGCUUUGGAGUGAAGGUGUGCAACACCCCUCAUGUUGUAGACAAUGCUACCGCUGACAUCGGAAUGGGCCUGAUGCUGGCCUCGGCAAGGAACAUCAUUGAAGGGCACCACUAUUCCCUAACCCAUAACAACAAGGUCCUGCCAGAGAGCUUGUUGGGUGUGGACAUCAGCGGCGCUACCCUGGGCAUAAUCGGCAUGGGUAGAAUAGGCUACAAGGUGGCCAGAAGAGCCCAGGGAUUUGACAUGAAGAUCCUCUACCAUAAUAGAAGCCGCAAGAAGGAGGAAGAGGAGAAAGCAGUGGGUGCAACAUACUGUGCCAAGAUGGAGGACCUGCUACAGAAGUCAGACUUUGUGAUGUUAGUAGUGAACCUGAGUCCCGCGACCCAGAAACUGAUCGGUGCCAAAGAACUGGCAAUGAUGAAACCUACCAGUACUCUCAUCAACAUCUGUAGAGGCCACGUCAUAGACCAGGAUGCGUUGGUGGAUGCCCUCCAGAGACGAGUGAUUCGAGCUGCAGCCCUGGACGUCACCUACCCGGAGCCUCUGCCAAUGGGCCACCCCCUUGCUUCUCUUCCAAAUGUCAUCAUCCUACCCCACAUGGGGACACAUUCCAUCGAGACAACUCAAUUUAUUGUGGAGAAGAUGGUGACCAACGCCCUGGCAGUUUUAGGAGGGACCCAUCCUCCUGAUGAGGUCAAGGUUUAGGUCUAUUAAAGGUAUCUUUCCCUGUGGGCCCUGAUAAAAAAAUAGAAAAGCAACACUAGAAAAGCAACAGCUUGAUCAGUGAUUUGUCAGAACAUGCAGGGUGAUAACAUGAUGAGAUGAUGGUGUGAACUUAAUCCAUAAUGUCUUCUAUUGGUUGCUGUUGUAUCUAGACAAUGAAUGUAAAAUGUUUUGAAAUGUGGUAUUGACACAAAGCAGCAAUGUCCCUGAUCUGAGUCUUAACCAUUCACAUUAUUAGGAGCACCUGUAGUCACUGUACCCUACCAUCCUAGUUGGUGUUCAUUUACAUAACAGAUGUUGAAUAGAAAUAUAACAAAUUACUUUUCAGGGGUUAAUUGUGUACAGUUUUUCUUUGAGUACAAGAAAAUUAAUGGUAAUCCUACAUGUUGGAAAGUGAAUCAUAAUACACUGAACGUUUAAGGUUGAUUUUACUAACAAUGACAUUGGAUCAUAAAGGGUGGGAUCAUUAUGUACUGUAUUUCUUACUGCACAAUAAAUAUAGUGACAGCU
Molecule: messenger RNA, 1864 nt
Organism: Esox lucius (northern pike)
Lineage: Eukaryota; Metazoa; Chordata; Actinopteri; Esociformes; Esocidae
Exons: 7
Coding region: 278-1336 (352 amino acids)
Cellular component (GO): cytosol
Molecular function (GO): glyoxylate reductase (NADPH) activity; NAD binding; hydroxypyruvate reductase [NAD(P)H] activity
Source: RefSeq, a predicted model, not a curated record